AGUGGGCUGAGUCUGCGUGCUCAGUACCUCUCACUCUCUCGCCCUGAGUCCUGCUUUGCCCAGGCUCUGCCUCCGUUACAAGCUUUCUCAGAGAAACCUUCUGUUUUUUCAAAAGUUCUUCUUCCACUUGCACGUCUCCUCUCCUCCAGCAGCCAUGGAAGCCAUCAAGAAAAAGAUGCAGAUGCUAAAGCUCGAUAAGGAGAAUGCCAUCGACAGAGCGGAGCAGGCAGAGGCAGAUAAGAAAGCGGCAGAAGAAAAGUUCAAGCAGGUUGAAGAAGAACUGAUGGGCCAGCAGAAGAAAAUGAAAGGUACAGAGGAUGAACUGGACAAAUUAUCAGAGGGACUCAAAAAUGCUCAGGAGAAGCUGCAACAGUCUGAGAAGACAGCUUCAGACGCUGAAGGAGAGGUCGCUGCGCUCAAUAGAAGGAUCCAGCUAGUUGAGGAGGAGCUGGACCGGGCACAAGAGCGUCUGGCCACUGCCCUGCAGAAGCUGGAGGAGGCAGAGAAAGCAGCAGAUGAGAGUGAGAGAGGUAUGAAGGUAAUUGAGAACCGUGCGCAGAAGGAUGAGGAAAGGAUGGAGCUUCAGGAGCUGCAGCUGAAGGAGGCGAAACACAUUGCAGAAGAGGCUGAUCGCAAGUAUGAGGAGGUUGCCCGGAAGCUUGUCAUCCUGGAAGGAGAGCUGGAGCGUGCUGAGGAACGAGCUGAAGUCUCGGAGAUGAAGUGUGGUGACCUAGAAGAAGAACUGAAAAAUGUCACCAACAAUCUCAAGUCACUGGAGGCUCAAUCGGAUAAGUACUCUGAGAAGGAGGACAAGUAUGAGGAUGAGAUCAAGAUUCUGACUGACAAACUCAAGGAGGCGGAAACUCGUGCGGAGUUUGCUGAAAGGACUGUCGCCAAACUGGAAAAGUCCAUCGAUGACCUGGAAGAACAAGUUACGCGUGCAAAAGAAGAGAACAUGGGUAUGCACCAGGUCCUUGAUCAAACUCUACAAGAGCUCCACAACUUAUAAAAUAGUGCCUUAAGGAACAGAACUCCCAGCAACCAUUGCCAGCUGACUGCUCGCGAUUGAACAUUCCAUCUCAGCCUCUCCCUCGUUGAGCAAGUGCCAAUUCAUUCAGCCCAAUUAUUGAAUACUGAAUGCCGACCAAAGUUUUUAUUUUGUAUUUGUAGUAUUUUUAUUGUGAUAGUGAGCUCUUUCCUUUUCCUCCCUCACGCGUGCACACAGUCUCUCUCCUAUUGUUAGAAUAAGCACACCUCCCUAUAUAUAAACUCUGCCCUGGUGUGAGAGACAGGACCAGCUUCAUCAUGGUUCGGGUGACAACCUGUCCCCUUAUUUUUUGUUUUUUAAAUUCUCGAGGUGGAGCCUGCACCUUGUGAAAUGUGAUCUUAAUUACUGGGCUUAAUUACUGCUCUCCAUAUAUGUUUAUUAUGCUAUUAACCUUUGUAAUCGCUUGCUUUGUUCUUCAUUCAGUGGGUGAUGUCAUUUAGUAGACCCUGGAUGGCGAUGGGUUUCCCAGCUGAUCCCUUCAUCAGAUCUCAAAUCUUUUCAGUUCCUUUGUAACAAGAACACUGGGUGGUGUUCUGUGGGUCGAGGCACAAAGGUGUCUUCCAUGUUCACUCCUCAGCUUUUAGGUAGCAGGCUUCCUUCCUAUCUGGGAAAAUCCAAGUUCCUUUGAGACAUCAGUAAGCAGAUUGAAGCAAUGCCUUGACUUUUACAGCUUUUGCUUUCUUUUACUCUUUCGUUCUUGGCCCCACCAUGUGUGACCAUCACUUGAGUGCGCAGAACUGUUCCCAGGCGAUUUUGAAUUUGAAAUGCACCAUUAUUAUGUUUGUGGUUUGGGUGAUGCCCCUUUUGACCAUUUAUAUUCUGUAUGUUAACUGUUGCACACUGGGCUCUUGUGUUCAUUGAGUGAUAGAGUAUGCACAUUACAAAAGGAGAAACUGGCAGUUGAUUUGAAUUGGGCCCUUCUGUAUCAAGUAACUCAUUCUAAGUCCCUUAACAAUCCCUUUAGACCAGAAACACAGACGCUUUCUCUUAAACUUCUGAUUGUCAGCUAAAAAAGCUCAUGCUGUUAUCGUGGCCUGGGCUGGGUUACAAUCCAUUCAUUCUUCCCCAGUUUCCAAAUAUAUUUUUAAACUCCUAAGCUGUAUGUGUACACAACCCCCCACAUGUGUGGGCUGCUGGAUUCAUGGGGUGGAGAACUGUGCUGUGUACCCAAGAAACACAUUAACCUGCUGCACAUUUUCAUGUGUUAUGUCCACAGGCAAGUAUCUUUUACAAAAGGAAAGUCUUACUUCAGUUGGAGUGAGUUCCAGUGAAACCCUGCACGGGAACCCCAAACUCUUGCUUACUGAGUCUCGAAUUGAGCCUGUUCACCCAGGAAUUGUACUGCACAAAUAUUUGUUCUAAAUGUUGGUGUCUUGGUGAAUUUUAAGUUCUAAAUGGUUGAAGCAGUGUGUGUUUGAGUUGCUGCUCCAUUGCCUGCAGCUAUGUUGAAUGUCCUAUUGGCAGAGCGCCGAUCACAGUUACCAUGGUGACCAUUGUAUUGCCUUGUUUAAUGUACCGUGGUUCCAUUCUGGUUCCACUCCAUUUAAUUGGACCAUCUUGUUUGAUAUUUUUUUGCUGCUCCAAUCAAUUGAGAUGUUUGUGAUCAACUGUAGCCAAAAAGUCAUACUUUCCCCUUUUGAAAGGUCCAGAAAUGCCCAACAACCCUCCUUCCCCAACCCCCCAGCACGGAAACCAUGAUCUCCACUAAUUUGUACUAUUUUAUACAAGCCGCAUGCUCUGGUGCUGGACCUUCAACACAAAAACAAGACACUAUAUUUGCAUCAAAAAUAGCACAGGAACUGGAUUAAAAGGGAAUGUAUGUUUUUGAUUUUUUUGCACAUCAAAACAGUUGCCUUGGGGAAUUAUGGCUUGAUCUGCAUUUGCACUGGUGAUGUUGACCAAAUAAAAUGACUCACUGCUGAAGAAA
Messenger RNA from Carcharodon carcharias (great white shark), 2975 nucleotides. RefSeq names its product tropomyosin alpha-1 chain. The transcript has 9 exons. Gene Ontology annotation, cellular component: actin filament. Gene Ontology annotation, biological process: actin filament organization; muscle contraction. The record is from RefSeq and is a predicted model, not a curated record. Gene Ontology annotation, molecular function: actin filament binding. The coding region runs from base 155 to 1009 and encodes 284 amino acids. Lineage: Eukaryota; Metazoa; Chordata; Chondrichthyes; Lamniformes; Lamnidae.